GGGAGAUUUUGUUUUAGUAGUAGUUGAAACGUAGAUUCGAAAGGACGCGUCCGGGUUUGCACGACGGACAGACGGGUCGCACUGUUGUCGUCGUCGUCGUCGUCGUGGUCGUGGUCGCCGUCGUCUUCGGUGUGCAGAACACCGUUUGCUCUCUUCUUGUGUGUGUGUGUGUGUGUGUGUGUGGUGCACUGGAAAAGACACCAUAUUGUGCAGAUCCAUCCGUUCCGCACCCGGUUAAGGGUAGCAGCGGCAGCAUAUAAGUGGCUCGCCGGGUUGUGGCACGAUUUGCGUUUCCGGCGAACGCGAGCGUUUCAGUAAAACAGGGUGGUUUAGCUAGUUAGCAACGAAUGGUGUGUGUGUGUGUGUGUGUGUGAGUGUUGUGCUAGUGUGGCUGUGUAUAUUUACAUGAAAUUCAUAGAAUUUGUGAAUCCGGUUCGAUACACGAAUACAGUGAGUUGUUUCACUGAGCGGCGCAAUCGGAGCCGUUGAGCGCGCGGAGUGAGUGAGUUGCGCGAGCGGCAAGCGAUGAGCCUUGGAUGCCGGUGAAAAAUCCCUCAAGCCUAGUGAGAUUGUAGUGCAAAGCGUACCAGAAAAGAGCGCCUGAGAUAGUGUGUGCGCGUGUGCGCACUGCAAGAGUGGCUGCCAACGGAUGGCAAGUGUGAUGGUGAUAGUCAUCGCGAAGGCAUCUCUAGCCCCGGCAAGAUGAAGUAUUCGGCCGUGAUCGUUUCGCACAUUCGACCGGUGGCGCCGUAAUGGUCGCUAGUGAAGUGUGAAAUAGUGCUAAAAUUGUGGUGUAUUAGUAAUACGUGGCACCCGUAGCGAUUAGUAGUAGUAGCAGGAGCAGCAGCAACAGCAGUUUUGCACUACCUACCUCUUCCAUUGCCGCGACGUGUUCGCAAACCGAUCCCGUCAGCCGUUGCAUUCCUUCCUCCCAACUUCAACCUCCUCACCUCUCACCUCACACCUCCCCCUCCCCCAUCUCCUUGGUAACAUACAGCCGUGCAUAGGUCAUGGUUAUCCGAUGUGCAUUCAAUUAAAAUUUAAAUGAGCAUUUGGUGAUGUCAUUACGUUCGGAUGAUAAUGAACAGGAUUAUAUUCGGGGUGUUUCUCAUCCUCACGUGCCGGCCCCCGUCCGCACCAAGGGCCCCGCUAGCGGACCACCACCAGCAGCAGCAGCAGCAGCAGCAGCGGCCAGCGUCCGGCUACGGCACAGCAGCACCGGGAGGAGCGGGUGGCGGCAUCGUCGCCGUCCAGGCGACUCCACUUGCACAAGUACCAACCUUGGCAUCUGGAGGAGCCGAUUCGACGAUCAACCCGUUCAUUCGGUACUGGGAACCAGCCCGUUUCGACCGCGGUCUGCUAGAUGUGGCCCACCAGCACCACGAGCAGCACCGAAGGCGCCGCCGGAGCAUCAACUACGAGCAUGGUUCCGCCGCGUACGGUCCAGCCAAUGUGGUGCGGUUAAACUUUCGGGCUCAUGAUCGCGAGUUCCGGUUGGUGCUGCGGGAGGACCCGCGGUCGGUGUUUUCCCGGGACGUCCAGAUCGAGAACACCGAGGGCCCGCUGGACUACGAUCUGUCGCGGAUCUACACCGGCACGGUGGAAGACGAUGAGCACUCGCACGUCCACGGUGUGCUGACCAGCGACAACCUGUUCGACGGUACGGUUGUCACGAACCUAGAGCAAUACUACAUCGAACCGGCCGCCCGGUACUCGCCGGAGCUCGAGCGGCGGCACGGUGUCCAUACUGUGAUCUACAAACUCAGUGACGUGAAAAUUCACCAGAACCACCACGGUCACCAUCGGCCGGACCGCGGGGCGGAGCGGGCGCGCAAUGGCAGCAGUGAUUCCGGUGAACGUGUGUUAAAUUUAGCAACCAUCCAGUCUAGCCCUAGUACUCAAUUCAAGCACGUGCGUGAAGCUGACGGACAAGGCGAACAACGGGCGGCGGAAGUGGACAGCGGAAGGCCCGAAACAACGAAGCAACGUCGCACCGGAAGCGCUGCGCUGCGGAAGAUGCGCCGAAAGCGGCGCUGGCUGGAGGAGGAAGAAGUGAUACAGGAGAGCAGAAACCCAUCGCUGCCACUAGAUCUAGAGGUGCCGUACAACAAUGACUACACGGUAGUGCGCAGCCACGGCAAGACAGCGAACGGUGGGGGCAGCGGAAGCACGAUGGAUGCCGGCGGUUCGGCCGUAUCUGGAGCGUCCGGGUCCGCUCCUUCUCCAACCCGUCCCACCAUCAACCGGACGGUCAAUCGGGGCAUUAUCGGUGGAACGGGCGUCGGCAGUGGGGCACCGACCGCCCGAACGCCCACAACCGUGGUGAACAAUCGGAAGAAUCACUUCCUGUACAACAUUUAUAAUCCGCACGGCAGCGGCAGCACGAUCAUUACUGGCGGUGGCAUCGUCGGAGCCGGUGCGGAACAGUUCCCGUGGACGCGCACGAUCAACGCGACCGGUACGAACCACAACAAGGAUCACUACGUGGAAAUCAUUACCAAGAAUGGGUCGACGCGCAAGAACGUGCCGGUCGCGGAUCAUCCCGAUGUGAUGGUGAACGGCAACAUUAACCUGAACGUGCGGAACGAUCUGCACGACCACCAUCACCAUCAUCAGCAGCAGUUGCUACAGCAGCAGCAGCAACAGCAGAAGGAGCAAAAAUCGUUUGCCAACUCGCUGUACGAUCGGAAGAGCACGUGUAUGUUGUAUCUGCAGGCGGACCAUACCUUCUUCCAGAAGAUGGGCUCGGACGAGGCGAGCAUCGAGGCGAUCACGCGGCACGUGCAGCGGGCGAAUCUCAUCUACAGAAAAACAGAUUUCAACGGCGAUGGAAAGCCGGAUAACAUCACCUUCAUGAUCAAGCGCAUCAAGGUGCACAACCAAAAUGCGCUGAAGGAUCCAUCGUACCGGUUUCCCGGAAACUAUGGUGUGGAAAAGUUCCUAGAGCUGUUUUCGGAGGAGGACUACGACGCGUUCUGCUUGGCGUACAUGUUCACGUACCGCGACUUCGAGAUGGGCACGCUCGGGCUGGCCUGGACCGGUGACCUCAAGAAUGCUGGCGGCGUCUGCGAGAAGAAUGGGCACUAUCGCGGUUCGCUGAAAUCGCUCAACACCGGCAUCGUCACGCUGCUAAACUAUGGCAAACACGUUCCGCCGGCCGUAUCGCACGUAACGCUGGCCCACGAAAUCGGACACAACUUUGGCUCACCGCACGAUCCGGAGCAGUGUACGCCGGGCGGUGAGGACGGCAACUUCAUCAUGUUUGCGCGCGCGACGUCCGGCGACAAGCGCAACAACAAUCGCUUCAGCCCGUGCUCGCUGAAAGCCAUCGAACCGGUGCUGAACGCGAAGGCUCGCAGCGCCAAGGGCUGCUUUACCGAGCCGCAGGAAGCGAUCUGCGGCAACGGGGUGGUGGAACCGGGCGAACAGUGCGACUGCGGCUGGGAGGAGGACUGCAAGGACUCGUGCUGCUACCCGAUGUCGCGCCAUCCGCGCUUCGACCAGAAACCGUGCACGCUGACACCGAAGGCACAAUGCAGCCCAUCCCAAGGCCCGUGCUGUACGCUCGAGUGCACGCUCAAGCUCGGCGACAAGUGCCGGGACGACAACGGGUGCCGCGAUCCGGCCUACUGCGACGGGCAGAUGCCGGUCUGCCCGCCGUCCAUCAACAAGCCGAACAAGACGAUCUGCAACAAGGAGUACGUGUGCUACAUGGGCGAGUGUACCGGCUCGAUCUGUCUGGCGUACGGGCUGGAGAGCUGCCAGUGCGCGGUCGGCCCGGCCGAUCCGGCCAUCAAGGCGUGCGAGCUGUGCUGCAAGCAGCCGGGCGAGGACCGGCCCUGCCUGAGCUCGUUCGACUGGAACGAGCCGCCGUUCGACGUGCCGGACAUGUACGCCAAGCCGGGCACACCGUGCAACGACUACAACGGGUACUGCGACGUCGCGCAGAAGUGCCGCGAGGUGGACCCGUCCGGGCCGCUCGCGACGCUGCGGAAGCUGCUGCUGUCCGAGGAAAGCAUCGCCAGCUUCAAGCGGUGGAUACUGAGCAACUGGUACACGGUGGCGCUGAUCGUGACCGCCGUGCUGGUCCUGCUGGUGCUGAGCGCGAAGCUGCUGGGCAAGCGUACCAAUCUAAAGCUGAAGACGGUCACCAUCAUCCACAGUGCCACGACGGAGACGGUCCGGCUGCCGGAGGACAACAACGGGGUGAUAGUGCACACCGCCGUCCGGACGAAGGUGCCGCUGAAAAAGAAGGUGCGGGGCGAGCGGUCGAAACCGGGCGGCAAGGGCGGCGGCAAGGGCGGCCCCCCGCCGACGAAACCGGCGGCGGCCUCGGUGCCGAAGCAGCUGCUAACGACGCUGACGGGCGGGAACAGCGCCACCACCACCACCACCGCCGUGCUACCGUCCACGUCGAAGGAGCUGCAGCAGCGCCAGCAAGCGUCCGGGACGGGCGGCCCAACCAGUGGCGGCACCAGCCACCACACCGCCCCCACCACCAAUCCAGCCACCAUAGUUAUUAAGCAGGUGAAGCGGCACGUCGGCCGCACCACCACCACCACCACCACCACGAUCGUUGGCGACAGCCCGAAGAAGCUGCUGCGCAAGAAGAAAAAGCGUGGCGGCGGCGGCGGUGGAGGCGCUGCGGCGGGCGCCGGUGCCCCCUCCGACGAGUCGCCGGUAAAGGAAUCGCCCACGGCGGCGGCGACCAAGCAGCCGAAGAAACACAAGAAACCGAAAUCCAAACACAAAGAGGUGAUCGAUUACUCCAGCCGGAACGCGUCCGACGCGCACAGCCACAGCAACACGUUCGGGAAGGUGCACCGCUGGCUGCUGGAGUCGCCGGCGGCAGCCGCUCCCGGUGGCACGUACGAGCAUGCUGCCGCCGCUCCGCCGGCCGUGCCAAACCUGCUCGCCAAAUCGCAGUCGACGCCGGACCAUCUGGCGCAGCAGCAGCAGCAGCAGCAGCCCGUGCCGGCGGUGGCGCCGAAGAAGGUGGCGCGCGUCAAGACGAAAUCGGUGGGCAAUCUGAACGAGAAGGUGCGGCUGCAGGUCGUCUACAAGCCGCCGUUCAAGUUCAGCCUGAAGCUGUCCAAGACGGACCCGGCGGCGGGGUCGGGCGUGAAGACGCACGUCGUCGCCGGACCGGCCGGGCAGCGCAAACCGCGUCCCCUGCCCGACCGGAAGCGCGUUGGACCGGGCGGUGCGGGGGAGGAAGCACAGCAACACGCCGCGGCCCGGAAACGGUCGGCCAUACUUGUGCGGCAGCAGCAGCAGCAGCAGCAGCAGGCGGAGGAAAAGCUCCCCAUCAUCAGCAGUGCGCCGCUGUCCGAGCCGAACUAUGAAACGCUCAAUCCACGGCAUGGGCCACCGGGCGGGGCGCCCGAGGACGGUGACGGGGAGUCGCACACGUACGAGAAUGUAACGUUCGACGGGGACGAAGGCGGGGAUGGGCAGCCGGCAGUGGACGAGCCCGACCCGCCCGCGCCCAAUCCAGUGCCAUCGAUCAACACGGCCACGUUCCGGAUCAGCCGGAGUGCGAGCGGGACGACGCGGCUGCCGAGCUGCCAGCACGCGCUAGCGAAGAGUGCGACCCAGCCGGAUCGGCUGGCCGGUUCGGUGCGGGGCAGCACGUCCAAUCUGGCGGGUGGCGCCCGGGACCGGCAGCGACGGUCGAGCGUGCACAACAGCACCACGGCGUUCCGGGCGUUCGGUGGCGGCGGCGGCGGCGGCGGCACGGACAGCACGGAGUGCUUGAUCCGGUCCAGCACGACCAACCUGGCCAAACCGAACGGCGGGAAGCGUAGCAGCUUCGCCGACCGGAAGCGCUCCAGCACGACCAACCUCAGCCGGCACCAGUCCGGCUCCGCUUCGAAUCUGCACUCGCUCAAGCGGCACGGCUCGUCCAGCCAAGCGCUGCACCAGCAGCAGGAACCGGGCGGCAGCCGGCGGAACAGUAUCACCCAGCCGGCGAAGCUGUCCCGCUCGGCCUCGAACGGUGUGCCGGCGGCGGGAAGGCACGGCAAUGGUGGUGGCACGCUCGGCAGCAACAACUCCGGCUCGAGCAAUGGUAGCAAUGGCCAUCAGCUGCACCACCACCAUCGACGCAGCAGCGUUGGCGGGGCGAAACCUUCGUCGAGCCAUCCGCCAGCGCAUCACCAGCAGCAGCCGCCGGCACUGGCUCCCCUGGCACGGCAAACGUCACUGCACGGGAAAGCGAACGGCCAUCAUCCUCACCACCAUCAGCAUCAGCAUCACCAUCACCACCAGCAGCACAACCAUCAUACGGGUCGCCCACACACCUCGUCCUGUGCGGAUGAUCCGAAUGCUCAGCGACCGUUCGAGUGGCCGAUGGCGGUUGGUGGUAGUGGCGGUGUUGGGCGCCGUCCACCGCACGACGAACCGCUCCCGUCCGAUAUGGAGGUGAUGGUUUCGGACGUGGAGAAUCUGGUCAGCGAUGAUAGAUAGCGACAAACCAGUUUGCCAAGCGAUUAAACGAAGGUUGAAGAGGGAAGCGGGGAGCAAUGAUGGUGACGACAUGUCGAGUACACACACACAAGUGAUAAGUGAGUAACAAUGGAGCGACAGCAGUCUACAGAAAGAGAUGUACAGUGAGUCUAGCAAGCAUGCGCCUAGCUGAAUAAUUUACAGAAAAAGACGAAUCAGGGCCGCAAUACGCAUGGAGCGAUAAAAGUAAUGUUGAGGUUUGAUAAAGGUACACACACAUCAAUACACACACGUUUGGCUAAAAAAAUGCAAUGCAUGACGACUCCGAAUGACUCCGGACGACUCCGGACGAUUCCGAUUCCGACUCCGACUGACUCCGGCUAGCUCCGGAUGACUCCGAUUCCCAACGACUCCGGAACACUCCGGGCGAUUCUGGACAAUUUCGAACGAUUGUGGACCUACUUUUCGGAGUCGGUUCCGAAAUUAUCGGAGUCGGAUCGGAGCCGACUCCGGAUUUUUGCCAACUUUACCCAUCUUUACUGCAUAUUCUCCCACUAAAAUGUCCUUGAAACAUGGGUCACACUUUUUAUAUGUAAUUUCUUAGAACUGGGACUCAAAGUAUUUAAAACAUACAAGAAUAUAUUUCCCAAACACUUUUGUAUUUAAUUUGAAUCAUUUGAAUUUUCUAGCUCACCUUUCCUCACUGAGCCCUAUUAUCCUGGCAACACGGUGCUACCGUAGCACGAGAUUUUGCUGCUGCAUCUUAGUAGACAGUGUUCGCCAUACUAGACGACGGCCGUAUGACCUCGACAUGUCGAAUUUGUUUCAAUCUGUUAUAGAGCCUUAUUUUAAAUGAAUUCCUGAAUUAUUUGAUGCUCCUAAUCCGAUUUGGCCACUUUCGGCGGAUUGCAUUCAAGUGACAUUCAUUCAAGCCAUAACAUACAAUGCCUAAGCUAACGUGGCUCAUCUCUGCUCCUUUUGCACUGAUUCGUGGGUUAUGUUUGAUAUUUUGGGACAUUGAACCGCUCCUUUCGUGAAGAUUAACGGUCAAGGGAUGGCUGCCGAGUUGACAGUUUGACACACAUUUCGUGUCAGAAAAAUGCGCAAACGUAGGAAUUAGAUCUUCCACAUGGCCUACUACCUACUCGCAAGUUGCUGUUGAAACAACAAAAAUUUAUUAAUUUUGAAACGAGCAAGUAGCAGAAUGAUAACAAUACAUUUAAUUCAUGUCGACGUAGUGUUUGGCCAGCAUAGAUGAGCCAAAAGUCAAACGACCUUUAUUUUUAUUUUUUUUUCGUGUUUUCGCACUAUUUAAAUGCAUUUGUUUUCGGCCAAACGUGUGUAUAUUGAUGGUCCCUUUAUCAAACCUCACCAUUACUUUUAUCGACCCAUGCCUAUUGCGGCGAAUAUUUGCCUUUUUGCUGUAAACUAUUCAGCAAAGACGGAUACUUUUCGAGCUCACUGUAUGCAUUGGAGAGAAACAUAGAGAGAAAAGAAAGGAACAAACACAAAAUGGCUCCGAUUUAGAUGAAGAGUGGCAAACGAUAAACGCCAACGUCAAUCAACACCACCAGUGUGCACACUGGAAUGCAGCAGAACAGCGGACAGACACAACACACGUGCCUGCUUGGAUGGCGAAGACGAGAAGAGCGAAGCUGUAGGCGAUGGUAGUAGUGUGUAGUGUGUGCGCAAGAUGGCUCUAUUUUUAAAACGCCUCCCCUCGAAAGCUCUACAGCUCUAGGAAUUUCCCGUGUCCCGUUUGUUUUCCACAUCGCUCUAAGGGUUAGGUUUUAAGCAGAAAGCAAAGGAAGAUAUAUUUAUUAGAAUACGCUCAGAAAGAUACGUUCAUUUCAUCCCGCUCAUCGUUCGAUAUGGCCACGUGGCGUCAUCGUAAUGGAAGCGCCUGGUACUUUGUACGAUUUGAUUACGAUAUUGUGUUUCCAUCAACAGCCAACCGGUUGGUCAGUCAGACGAAGUGAGGUAGGGUUGUGUCUAUGUCUUUCUUUGUUUUCCACAUUCCAUCACAAUGACGAUUGCGCGCGUGUGUGUGUGUGUGUGUGUGUGUGUGUGUGUGUGUGUGUGUUGUUAUUACUAUAAUUUGGUUUAAAGUUUUAUUUUUUGUAAAUGCCGUGCCAAUUAGAAAAUGAAAGUUUCCAUCAUAAAACAAACAAACACACACAGUAGAACAGGCUGCUCGAUACAAUGCUACUGCCAGAUUGCAUGAUUCCUUCCAGCUUUUCCGGGUUAUUGGUGGGGAUGGGGUGGGGGGGGGCAUUCUUCCUUCGGUUUGUGUGCCUCCCCGGGGAAAAAUUAAUAAUUUUAAGGCACGCAAACAACACUAGAGAACACACAACCGCAAGAGAGAAAAACAAACAAGCUUUUUCGUAUUUUUCACAUGCAAACGGAACAGAUGAUCCCAUUUUUCCGGGCUUUUGCCUCUCGCAUUAUUUCUCUUCUUCCCCUCCCCAACUCCCCUCCCUUGACCAAGCUAACUGACCUAUACAAAACACGAAUCAUAUCAUUAGAACAAUUUUUCCAAAUAGUAAUGUUUUGUAACACAGUAAAGGAGUGGAGGGUAAAGCAGGAGAAAGUAAGGACAGAGAGAGAGAGAGAGAGAGAGAGAGAGAGAGAGAGAGAGAGAGAGAGAGAGAGAGCGUGCUGAAUAUUUUUUGGAAAACUAUUUUUAUCAUCGUUCGGUUUUAUCGGCUCACCCGGGUUGCAUUUUGCUGCAGAUGUGAGAGACAACCAGGCGACAGGAAGCAUCACACAUCAAUGCACUGGAAGAAGGUAGAAAUGAGAUUGAGAUAGAAAAUCAAACAAAAUCAAAUCACCCGGUGGUGUAUCAUACAUACGAAACGGUUUAGUUCAGGGCAGCACGACCUCAGUGUCCCCGCAAAGAGGAGCCACUGAUACACUGAUUACCCUGAGUGCGACGCCAUAUUGCAAUUACAGGACUACAGAGGGCGGAUACUAUCACCUCCUCCAAAAUGCUGCCGAUAUUAACUGCUAACACAGGAACAAAACACGGGCGGAGAGAGAGCGCUGAUUUGUAAAUAAAGUAGAAAAAAAGAAAGAAACAAAAAAACGGCAGAAGACGGCUGCCUUCCUCUCCACCUCUCCACCACAGGAGCAGGGUGGGUGGAUGGGUUGAGGGUGGUGUUUGAGAACGGUGUUUAGAUAUGUGUAUAUUUAAGACGAUCGCUUUCUGUGUAAACAAUUAACUGUGCGAACGGAACGAAACAAUGGGGCACGAAGAGGAGGAAGGGGCGGGUGCGGCGUGGAUUUAGCCCACUGUUCCUCCUGUGUCCUGUUUUAGGCUCUUAUCUACAUUACAGACACAUACACACAGCAUAAAUAAGCGGCAAUAAUACACAUUAUUAGCACGAUAAGCGAGAACGAUAAUCGGAUAAAUGGAAGAAGGGACGAGAAGCAGGAGGAUGAAGCAAAGAGGGAUGGAUGAAGAAGCAAAGAGCAAAGUGGACAACUAAUAAGAAACUAAACAUAUAAGAUAAAUGUGAUUCUAAUCUUAUAGAAAAACUCAUAGGCUUAAGGAACAGCAAACAGACAGAGAGGAGAGGAAAGGAGAGGAUAGGAGAGGAAACACUAACACAACCCAUACACACAACACUUGCAGGAUGGAAUGCGAGAGAAUGUAACAGAAGAAAUACAUUGAACAGAGAGAGGAAAAUUAAAAUGAUUAAAAACAAUGAAAACACAAUACACAAAACCAA
Molecule: messenger RNA, 10178 nt
Organism: Anopheles merus
Lineage: Eukaryota; Metazoa; Arthropoda; Insecta; Diptera; Culicidae
Exons: 14
Coding region: 1075-6468 (1797 amino acids)
Biological process (GO): Notch signaling pathway; membrane protein ectodomain proteolysis
Cellular component (GO): plasma membrane
Molecular function (GO): metalloendopeptidase activity
Source: RefSeq, a predicted model, not a curated record